AAAGUUUUUUUUAGCGUGUCAAAGACCGCAGCUCAUAAGUUGAUAAGUCGGAGUUUCCGUUUGCUUCAGCUUCUGGCAUAUCCAUGUCGUACCAUGGCCGAAAAUAACUGUGCAGCUUGUUUGUUACUCUCCGGCUGUUAUUAUGUUGUCCAACAGAAACAGCUGACUGACUGACAGAGAGCCAGGCUGAGGCGGCAUGGCGGUGGCUGACCCAAACGUUACUGCUGCUUCUUCAAGGUGAAAGGCAACGGUGGGAUCCUCCAUGGGCUGAGCCGUCACCGACUGAAGAUGAUUGGCUCACCGGACCUGCUGCCCUUCACCGGCAGCGGGGGGUUUGAGGAGGAAGGAGAGGAACCGGGGGUUCACACUCUGCCUGAGGAGUUCUCUGUCCGCCUUUUACCGCCUCACAACCCCUGGAGCACAGCAGCCCAGUUUCACCGGGACUUUAUACUGGUGGCUGAAUUCUCAGAGCAGGUUGGUCCAAAGCCUGUCUUAACAAUACCAAAUAAUCCGAAGAUCAUCGGCUCGUUUGACCUCAACCACUUCUCCGUCCGCAUUAUGUCUGUGGACUACCAGGCGUCCGGCCCGGGUCACACCUCCCCUGCUCUGUCUGGACCCCGCCUCAAUUUCAGCGAGGACUCCAGGGUAAUCCUGGGAGACUCAGCAGACGACUCGUUUGCGUAUGUUCAUCACCUGACCCUGUAUGACCUGGAGGCUCGGGGGAUGGUGCGACCUUUCUGCAUGGCCUACGUGUGUUCGGACCAGAGAAAGCUGAUGGAGAACUUCUCUGAGCUGUCCGAGUGUUUUUCUCAGGCCUCUGACAGCUUGAAGACUGGAAACAGACAAGCGUUCUCCUCUGAAUUGCAGAGAAAGCUGCAGGAGCUCGAGUACAGACGGAGGGCCCUGCUGCAGGACACACACGCCUCCACAGGAGCAGGAGGCAGAGCUGAUGAGCUUGAAGCUUUAGAGCAUCUGAUCCUGAACCACAGAGAGCUCCUUCGCCAGGUCACAUCCUACCCAAACAGGAAGCUCCAGCAGCCUGACUUCCUGCCCUAUGACACGGCCGACCUGCAGUCUGAGCCGUCCUCUCCCUGCCUUCCCUCCACUGCCUCCUGCAGGUCUGAGUCGCUUCUGAAGCCACUGGAGGAGCUCUGCAACUUCUACUUCCUGUCCCUGGUGAAAAACCAGCUGGCAGACACGGAGCGGCGUCUGCGUGGUGACAGGAGCGUCCUGCGAACUGAUCGUGUCUCACAGCUACUGUCCAGGAAGCUGAAACUUACAAACUUCCUGUUUGAGCUGUGCUGCCCUGUGGAUGCUGAGGAGGAAGAGGAGGAGGAUGAAGCAGAGAGGGUCAUGGGGAACACUGUGGGAGCUGUGGAAAGACAGUCAGAAAAGCAUAGUGUGGAGUUAUUCUCCUGUGUGGAAGAAAUACAGAUAAAGAUGGAGGGAGUGGGAGGUGGGAGAGUGACCCCUGACCCCAGCACGUCCACAGACAUGAUGGGCAGCGUGAGCAGCAGCGACAGCAUUGAGGUUCUCGGGACGGAGAAGUCGUACCGAAGUCAAUGGGCCAUUGUAUCCGACAGCAGAGAAACCCGUGUCGGGACGACAGACGUGAUUCUCCAGCAUGCAGCAGGAGACGCAGGCAUUCGGCGCCUGCGAGCCUCCGCCAGGCGUGCCAACAGUGAGGACAGCAUCGAGGUUCUCAGCACGACUGAGUCCAUCGUCCCUGACGACCUGUCUGCCAUCACAGAGGAAGAGGCAGAGCAUCACACUCUGACCAAUGGAUUUGAGGAAGAGGAAGAGUCAGAGGCUGGCUGUAAGACUGAUGAAGUCCUCAAGGAGGAGAGGAUGAAGAACACUGCUACUGCCGGGAAGGAAAGAGCUGAAUCUGCUGGAAGAAAAGAACUUUUAGAGGAAAUAAUGUUCAAUGUUCCAGAGAAAGACAAUUCACUCACAGAGAAGAGUAACGAAGUCCAUAAAGACAAGAUGAAUAAACUGCUACAAGCUGGAGACGCAGUGGAGUCGAGGCAGAAGAAGUUGAGGCCGGUGUUUGACCUCCAUGUAAAAAUGGCUCCUAAAAGCGUCGUGGCGGAGGGAGCUCUGCGCACGCUGCCCUGCGCUCCUGUGAGGCUGCUCAGCGUGGACGAGUUCUCUGACUGCACCAGCUUCACCAGCAGCUCAGAGCCACCGUCUCCCACCACAGCCAACCUCACCAGCACAUGUGUGGACAAGAAAAGGAAGAGGAGAAGGGCUGGCCUGCGAGCCCUCAGGUUCAUCAAGCAGCUCUCCUUCUCCCAGCAUGCCAUCUUCUGUUUGCUGAUUGGCCGGCCACUGGUUGUCAUCGGAGGAGACGAGCAGCUGGUGAGGAAGCUGGUGGACGGCUUGAGGCUCUUCCUGCCAGCACCUGGUGCUGAUGGGAGCGCUGUGAUGUCAUGUUUGGCCACGCCCCUCCAGCUGACCGACCUGCUCACCUGGAGGCUCAUAGGAAUACACAGAUCAUCUUCCAGUGCAUCCUCUUCCAUCCUGCAGUCUCUGACUCACUUGAGUCGUUACAUCGCAGUGCUGGACCUGGAUCAGAAGACGCUGCGCUGUCCUUCAUACGCCGGAUCCCUGGCCGGCUUCCUAGCCAGCCCUCACACCGGCAUCAGCCGCGGCCUGACCUACCUGCUGCACCUGGAGAGCUGCCUGACUGCGCUGGCCAACCGGGUGCUGCUGCAGACCUUCACCGCUGCUUCCCAGCGUUACAGAGCCAUCGCCGAGGAAAAGGACUCGCAGCAAGCACCACAACUCUGCUGCAGUGAAAAUGAUUUUCAAGUGAUGCACUUUCUGACUGACCUGAUCACACAGCGGCACACCAGACACGGACCGCCGCCUUUCAGGUUUUCCUACAGCUCAGUGCAGCUUCACAGGAACACAUAUCCGACAUAAACAGACUGAGGAGCAGAGCAGAUUCACAGGAUGCUUUUAUUUUGGUACCUGCCCUCCGAGUCCAUACAAUGCCUUAGUUGUAAUUAGCAGCUGCUGUAUGUGCACAAAGGAUUGUUCAAAUUAAUAUAAAUAUGAGCACAUUUAAGACUCAAACGAAAAUGAAUGUUAACUGUCUCCACCCAUCAGCUUGACCUGGAGGUGGACAUGAAGGAGCUGGUGCAGACCUCUACCCUGAACAGGUCGCCAGUCCAUCAAAAUUAAAUUAUACCUCCAUCAUAAAUUCAUACAUAUCAAUAAAUAAGCCAAUGCAAAGAUAACCUGUACACCGUAUGGUUUCAGUUAGUCUGGCACUGUGACUUCUGCUUGUUUUUGACUAAUUUCCUUUUUUUCAGAACAAAAAUCUUUUUGUCAUUUUGAUCAUUUAAUCUAGUCAAACUAUGCACCCCUAAGUAUAAAUGUCAUGACUAUAGGCAAUGUAAAAGUGAAUCAGAGAAAACCUCAAAUCUGUAACAUUUUCCAGAUUUAUUUAAUCAAAUCCAGAGCAUAGGGAAUCCUAAAACUGAGGGUUUAUUUUUAAGACAUUUUUUUAGCACUGACUGUCAGCAACUUGCAUCCGCAUAAGUGUUGUGCUUCCUAACUUUAAUGCAUAAAAUAAACUUUUUCUAACAA
Messenger RNA from Poecilia latipinna (sailfin molly), 3597 nucleotides. RefSeq names its product Smith-Magenis syndrome chromosomal region candidate gene 8 protein homolog. Gene Ontology annotation, molecular function: GTPase activator activity. Gene Ontology annotation, cellular component: guanyl-nucleotide exchange factor complex. The transcript has 6 exons. The coding region runs from base 289 to 2928 and encodes 879 amino acids. The record is from RefSeq and is a predicted model, not a curated record. NCBI's taxonomy places the organism in Eukaryota, Metazoa, Chordata, Actinopteri, Cyprinodontiformes, Poeciliidae.